GAGGUAAUCAGGACAAAUGUCUCUUACUUUUAGGGAGACGUUACGCUCAUUUUAUAUAAAAGAAGAUGAGGAUUCGAAACCGUAGUCAAUUGAAGUGCUUCAGCUUAGGCGAAAUCUCAUUCUACUUUUUGAAUCUAUAAAAUUUCCUGAAAAAUGUUGACAAUUAUUAUUCUUGGAAGCUUGAUCCCAUUUGCGAUUGAGGCGGCUCCUGCACCUGAUCCAGAAAUAGACCUUCAUGGGUUGAAUUUGGACGCAUAUUCUUGGCUCAAAGCAGCGCCUUACCAUACAGAACCAAUCUUCCAAGAUAAUCCCCAACCUAUCUUUCCUUCCCCAAUACUGAAAGGAUCUUUUCUUCCUGCUCAUGCCUAUGCCUUGGCUGCCCCAAUACUCAAGGCUCCUGAUGUGGUAACAGCACCGAUUUAUGCCCCAGCAGCACCUGUUCUGAAACAGCCAGCUCCUGUUUAUGCUCCAGUUGAGAUAUACAAAGCUGCCGUUCCUGUUGUGAAGACCAUUGCACCAGCCACAAGUUACGCUAGCGUAACGAAAUACCAAAUUUCUCAUGCUCGUGUAAUGAAGGAUGCUGGAUCUGCUGCUCCAAUGUUGAAGAAAACAUCAUAUGACAAUUCCUAUGGAUUUCACUGAGCUCAUGAAUACUUAAGAAUAUUUCAACAUUCCGACUGAAAUAUAUGUGGUUAUCACAUAAUAUGUUAUUGUUGAA
Molecule: messenger RNA, 718 nt
Organism: Coccinella septempunctata (seven-spotted ladybird)
Lineage: Eukaryota; Metazoa; Arthropoda; Insecta; Coleoptera; Coccinellidae
Exons: 3
Coding region: 154-642 (162 amino acids)
Source: RefSeq, a predicted model, not a curated record